AUGCUCAUGGCAUGCAUCCUUUUGAGUAAUAUUGGUGCUUCAAUUACUGAAGUUGCUACAGAUGCUCUUGUUGCUGAGUAUGGCCAAAAACACAGAAUAGGAGGCCUCCAGUCCUAUGCAUCUAUGGCUUUGGCUAUAGAUACGAAAUAUACAAGGCCUCUGCAGGUCAGUAAAAAAGUGUUGAUCGGCUUAUAA
This is a messenger RNA of Linum tenue, 195 nucleotides long. Lineage: Eukaryota; Viridiplantae; Streptophyta; Magnoliopsida; Malpighiales; Linaceae. The record is from the annotation of a GenBank genome assembly.